AUGUCCAGCCACAUCGGUUUAAUACGCGCCACAGCUUCGCUCGUCCUGGCCCUUUUUGUGAUCGCCUCGUCCGCAUCUUCUCCUGAUUGUGUUUACACUCUAUAUGUAGAGACGGGUUCAGUGGUGAAAGCAGGGACCAACUCGAAAAUCAGCGUCACGCUGAGCGACUCGAGCAAGACCUCGGUUUGGAUCCCGGACCUGAAGAAAUGGGGCCUCAUGGGCCGAAAACACGACUACUUUGAGAGGGGAAGUGUCGAUGUUUUCACGGGCCUCGCCCCAUGCAUCGGGGCCCCCAUUUGCAGGAUCAAUAUCACCUCUGACGGGGCCGGGUCCCACCACGGCUGGCUCUGUAACUCCGUCGAGAUCACCUCCACCGGCCACCGCAUGGGCUGCAGCCAGUCCAUUUUCUACGUCGACCAGUGGCUCUCCACGGAUGCGCCGCCCUACAACUUGUCGGCGGUUGUCAACGGUUGUGGAGAUUUUGCGGCCCGGAAAAGUGUUGGCCCAUUUGUUUUCGCGAGGCCCAUUGGAUCUGUUUCUGCUACUGCUGCAAAGCGAAGUGCGAGAAACAGUUUUUAAUUUUUUUAGUGUUCUAGUGAGAGAUUAAGUUGAUCGAAGAAAGGCUUUGUUUUUUGGUUUUUCAAGUAAAUAAAAUAGAGUUUGUUUGCUUGCAAAGUUUAAGGCCGUCUACUAUUUUUUUCUAGCUCACGUGUAACAAAAACUGCAAUAGUCAGGUCCAGUUAUAAUAAUGAACA
This is a messenger RNA of Salvia splendens (bonfire salvia), 755 nucleotides long. Its product is annotated as PLAT domain-containing protein 3. Bases 1 to 579 code for a protein of 192 amino acids. The transcript has 2 exons. The record is from RefSeq and is a predicted model, not a curated record. Lineage: Eukaryota; Viridiplantae; Streptophyta; Magnoliopsida; Lamiales; Lamiaceae. Gene Ontology annotation, molecular function: protein binding.